This is a messenger RNA of Jaculus jaculus (lesser Egyptian jerboa), 5618 nucleotides long. RefSeq names its product diacylglycerol lipase alpha (gene Dagla). Gene Ontology annotation, biological process: lipid metabolic process. The record is from RefSeq and is a predicted model, not a curated record. Gene Ontology annotation, cellular component: dendrite membrane; postsynaptic membrane. Lineage: Eukaryota; Metazoa; Chordata; Mammalia; Rodentia; Dipodidae. The transcript has 20 exons. The coding region runs from base 184 to 3309 and encodes 1041 amino acids.
CUGCUCCACGCCCCCUCGCCCACCCUAAGGGCCGCGCUCACUGGCCAGCCAAGGCUUGGCUGCUUCUCCGCAGACACACAUUUUCCCUGGAGCCAUCACCAGGGAGAGGACCUGCUGCCCGCCCCUGGACCAAGUGUCAUGAGGUGACCACCAGGCCCGCUGAGCCUCCCAGAGCCGCCAGCCAUGCCCGGGAUUGUAGUGUUCCGGCGGCGCUGGUCUGUGGGCAGCGAUGACCUUGUCCUGCCAGCCAUCUUCCUCUUUCUCCUGCACACCACCUGGUUCGUGAUCCUGUCCGUGGUGCUCUUUGGCCUGGUCUACAACCCGCACGAGGCCUGCUCCCUUAACCUGGUGGACCACGGCCGCGGCUACCUGGGCAUCCUGCUGAGCUGCAUGAUCGCUGAGAUGGCCAUCAUCUGGCUGAGCAUGCGCGGGGGCAUCCUCCACACGGAGCCCCGCGACUCCAUGCAGUACGUGCUCUACGUGCGCCUGGCUAUCCUGGUGAUCGAGUUCAUCUAUGCCAUCGUGGGCAUUGUCUGGCUCACACAGUAUUACACCUCCUGCAAUGACCUCACUGCCAAGAACGUCACCCUCGGAAUGGUUGUCUGCAACUGGGUGGUCAUCCUCAGUGUGUGCAUCACUGUCCUCUGCGUCUUCGACCCCACGGGCCGCACCUUUGUCAAGCUGAGAGCCACCAAGAGGAGGCAGCGCAACCUGCGGACCUACAAUCUGCGGCACCGCUUAGAGGAGGGUCAGGCCACCAGCUGGUCCCGCCGGCUCAAAGUGUUCCUCUGCUGCACCCGGACAAAGGACUCACAGUCAGAUGCCUACUCAGAAAUUGCCUACCUCUUUGCGGAAUUUUUCCGUGACCUCGACAUCGUGCCGUCGGACAUCAUAGCUGGCCUAGUGCUGCUUCGGCAGCGACAACGAGCCAAGCGCAACGCGGUACUGGAUGAGGCAAACAAUGACAUCUUAGCUUUCCUGUCUGGGAUGCCAGUGACCAGAAACACCAAGUACCUCGACCUCAAGAACUCGCAUGAGAUGCUACGCUACAAAGAGGUCUGCUACUACAUGCUCUUCGCCCUGGCCGCUUAUGGCUGGCCAAUGUACCUGAUGCGCAAGCCCGCCUGUGGCCUCUGUCAGCUGGCUCGGUCCUGCUCGUGCUGCCUGUGCCCGGCGCGACCUCGAUUUGCUCCUGGGGUCACCAUCGAGGAAGAUAACUGCUGUGGCUGCAACGCCAUCGCCAUCCGCCGUCACUUCCUGGACGAGAACAUGACUGCAGUGGACAUCGUCUACACCUCCUGCCAUGACGCGGUCUAUGAAACCCCCUUCUAUGUGGCAGUGGACCAUGACAAGAAGAAGGUGGUGAUCAGUAUCCGGGGAACCCUGUCCCCCAAGGAUGCCCUGACUGAUCUGACUGGCGAUGCUGAGCGCCUCCCUGUGGAAGGACACCGCGGCACCUGGCUGGGCCACAAGGGCAUGGUGCUCUCAGCUGAGUACAUCAAGAAAAAGCUGGAGCAGGAGAUGGUCCUGUCUCAGGCCUUCGGGAGAGACCUGGGCCGUGGAACCAAGCACUACGGCCUGAUCGUGGUGGGCCACUCCCUGGGCGCAGGCACGGCGGCUAUCCUGUCCUUCCUUCUGCGUCCUCAGUACCCCACCCUCAAGUGUUUUGCCUACUCGCCUCCAGGAGGCCUGUUGAGUGAAGAUGCCAUGGAGUACUCCAAGGAAUUUGUGACUGCAGUGGUUCUGGGCAAGGACCUCGUUCCCAGGAUUGGCCUCUCCCAGUUGGAAGGUUUCCGCCGGCAGCUCCUGGAUGUCUUACAGCGAAGCACUAAGCCCAAAUGGCGGAUCAUAGUGGGGGCCACUAAGUGCAUCCCCAAGUCAGAGCUGCCCGAGGAGGUGGAGGUGACCACCCUGGCCAGCACUAGGCUCUGGACCCACCCCAGCGAUCUGACCAUCGCCCUUUCAGCCAGCACCCCACUCUACCCGCCCGGCCGCAUCAUUCACGUGGUUCACAACCAUCCUGCAGAGCAAUGUUGCUGCUGUGAGCAGGAGGAUCCCACAUACUUUGCCAUCUGGGGUGACAACAAAGCCUUCAACGAGGUGAUCAUCUCACCAGCCAUGCUCCAUGAGCAUCUGCCCUAUGUGGUCAUGGAGGGACUGAACAAGGUGCUGGAGAACUACAACAAGGGGAAGACAGCCCUUCUCUCUGCUGCCAAGGUCAUGGUGAGCCCCACCGAGGUGGACUUGACUCCUGAGCUCAUUUUCCAGCAGCAGCCACUGCCCACAGGGCCCCCUCUGCCCACUGGGGUGGCCCUGGAGUUGCCAGCUGCAGACCACCACAACAGCAGCGUCAGGAGCAAGUCCCAGUCCGAGAUGAGCCUCGAGGGCUUCUCUGAAGGGCGGCUGCUGUCCCCAGUGGCUGCGGCCUCGGCAGCCCGCCAGGACCCGGUGGAGUUGCUCCUGCUGUCUACCCAGGAGCGGCUGGCGGCCGAGCUGCAAGCCCGGCGGGCACCCCUGGCCACCAUGGAAAGCCUCUCGGAUACAGAGUCGCUGUACAGCUUCGACUCGCGCCGAUCCUCGGGCUUCCGGAGCAUCCGCGGCUCGCCCAGCCUCCACGCGGUGCUGGAGCGCGAUGAAGGCCACCUCUUCUACAUUGACCCGGCCAUCCCUGAGGAAAACCCAUCCCUGAGCUCGCGCACGGAGCUGCUGGCUGCCGACAGCCUAUCCAAGCACUCGCAGGACACCCAGCCCCUGGAGGCGGCCCUGGGCAGUGGGGGCGUCACUCCUGAGCGGCCCCCAAGUGUGGCCAACGAGGAGGAGGAGGCGGGUGGAGAGGGUGGUGGGGUGGCCCCUCGUGGAGAGCUGGCAUUGCACAAUGGACGCCUGGGGGACUCCCCCAGCCCUCAGGUGCUGGAAUUCGCGGAGUUCAUCGACAGUCUCUUCAACCUGGACAGCAAAAGCAGCUCCUUACAGGACCUCUACUGCAUGGUGGUCCCUGAGAGCCCCACCAGUGACUAUGCUGAAGGCCCCAAGUCCCCCAGCCAGCAGGAGAUCCUGCUCCGGGCCCAGUUCGAGCCCAACCUGGUGCCCAAACCCCCGCGGCUCUUCACUGGCUCAGCUGACCCCUCCUCGGGCAUCUCACUCUCUCCCUCCUUCCCGCUCAGCUCCUCAGGAGAGCUCAUGGACCUGACACCCACAGGCCUCAGUAGCCAGGAGUGCCUGGCUACUGACAAAAUCCGGACUUCCACGCCCACAGGCCAUGGGGCCAGCCCCAGCAAGCAGGAUGACCUGGUCAUCUCCGCACGCUAGUACCCGGCAGCAGCUGCCAGCUCCAGCUUGGCCCGAGUGGGAGACCCUGUGGGUACCUGUGGCCAUGCUGGACUAGGUAGCUUUGAGGAGAGGCCCUCAGGGGUCAGCUGGCCUCAGGCCUGGGGCACUGCUGCUGAGCAGGGGGUCCAUAUCCCUACCUCAGCCUAGGACCCCCCAGAGCCAAGGCUGCUGGGCUUAGAGUGGGGAGGGGCCUGCAGGACGGGUCACCCAUCCUCAGGCCUUAACCUGACUCCCCACGGUCAGGCACCUCUGCUCUGGGAUGGGCACUGGGCAAGCUGGCUCCCUGUCGCUGCCCUCUCAGGGCAGAGGUAGAGAGCAGUCCCCUCCCCCAAAAUUUUCACACAUGGUCCAGGUUGACAACUGCCCUGCCCUCCCCAAUCUGGUGCCUGCUGGCCAGCUCCGCCCCCUCCCCAACCCCUGGGUAACCCACAUAAAGGUGGCCCACAGUGCUGUAUAUGUUUACAGAAGCUGCCCAGCUCUGCUCAGAAUGCAUCCUGGGCUUACAAGCGCCCACACUCAAUUGUGUGUUCAGUAGCCGCCCCCCCCCCAUGAAUGGGGCCUGAGGCAGCCAAGGGGCCCAGAGGGGCCUAGAGGAAGGUGGGGUCAGGACCCCUUCUUUGCUUGGUGCCCCUCUGUCUGGCCUCUCUGUCCAUGGGUUCGGGCCACUGUGGCAUGCCCCGCCUACCUGCCACUGUCUGGCUUCCUGGCUCACCUUCUACCCCAGGGACCCUGGCCACUUGAAGGGUGGUGGAUGCUGCUGUGACCACCCUGGCUGCAGCGUCAGGGCCCUGGGAGGAAAGAAGGCACUCAAAGCCCCUGUCUCCUGAGGAUCCCACCAGAGCACUUUAUGUCACCCUGCCAUGCCUGGGCAGCUCUGGGGUCCAGGAUCUGAAACCAAGCUUGCCUCUGCCCACUCUCCUUCCUCAUCACCUGGUUUCCUGGGUCUGGACUCCACCUGCACCCAUGUCCUGCCCAAAGAAAAAUGGGCCAAGCAUGAGGUAUUGUGGGACCUGUCAGGAGACCCUCUGCCCACUGCACAGGGGAGGGUCAGGACCUCAGGUGCUGUCCCAGAUUAACCAGAGGCCACCAUAGGUUCCUUGUGGUUUGGGAAAGCAGCUGGGCGGUGGGAGCUGGGAUUGGGGAGGUUGUGCAUGCUGGUGUCAGGCGUGUGUGUGCAUGUGCAUGAAUGUGCACCACUCCUGAGGAAGGGGCUGCCGGGGGCUGCCCACCCUCCCUGCCUUCCUGCUUGCUGCCCCUUGCAGCAUCAAGAAAACAGCCUGGGAAGUGGGGGCACAAGACAAGCUGGUCACUGAGGAGUGCCUUUGCCUCCUUCCCUGUCAGAGGCUUGAUUCACUCCCAUUUUGGCCCCACCCAGAGCCUCCUUAGGCCACUUAGGCUCUCCUGACCCCAAACCCCCAUCUUAUGAACACUGGUAUCUGGGCCUGAGCCCUUACUCUCCCCCCCCCCCCCCCCCCCCAGCUAGGGCUGGCCCUGACAGAUGGGGACAGAGACCUGGGAGCUGGGCCUCCCUUCACUCUGAUUCUCACCCUCACCAGACUCCAGGCCACCCUGCUGCCGAGGCAGUGCCUCCGACCAGCACAGAAGCAAGACAAAAAUCAGUGGCUCUUAGAAUUCCAAACACUAGAUAGAAUCUUAAAUCAGAAGGAAGUUCGAACAAGCACUCCGGCCAGCAGCAGGCCUUUUAACUCUUCCUCUGCCAGGGUGGAUCUGGGGGUCUCUAGAGUGUGUACCCCAUGCCCAUGACUGAGCCAUCAGGGAUAGAUCCCACCACCCCCAAGGUUGCAGCCAUAUCAUGUUACAGGCUUGGGGUUAGGACAGGCUUGGACUCAGCGCUGGACAGACCAGGCCCAGCCCACCCCACCCCGCCUGGCACCUGAAGGGUGGACCUGCUGCAAGUCUCCCUGCUCUACCCCAUGCCACAUCUUGGGGGGUCUGAGCCACCCCCCUCAUCCCAGCCCGGCUCAGAUCACCCCUACACUCUCCUCCAGACCCGCAGCACAAGCUCUCCCAGCCCUGCGCUGGCCUGUCCUCCCAGGGAUCUGGGCGACCUCCAUAUGCAAUCGAUGUGAGCCGCCGGCCCCACACGCCCUGUGCACUCCACGUGCCGUUCUCCUACGACUUUUUUUGUACUUAAUGUAUGAAAGAUCCACACUAAUAUUGCUGUAAAAAGGAGAGACAAAUUAAUAUAGCCUAUUCUAUAAAUAUGUCUGUAUAUAAGGGUUUCUGUAUAUUGUAUAGGGCUGUGUAUAAACUGAGCCUAGAAGCAC